This is a messenger RNA of Carassius auratus (goldfish), 3865 nucleotides long. Its product is annotated as phosphatidylinositol 4-phosphate 5-kinase type-1 alpha-like. Gene Ontology annotation, biological process: phosphatidylinositol phosphate biosynthetic process. The coding region runs from base 333 to 2015 and encodes 560 amino acids. Gene Ontology annotation, cellular component: plasma membrane. The transcript is spliced from 18 exons. Lineage: Eukaryota; Metazoa; Chordata; Actinopteri; Cypriniformes; Cyprinidae. Gene Ontology annotation, molecular function: 1-phosphatidylinositol-4-phosphate 5-kinase activity. The record is from RefSeq and is a predicted model, not a curated record.
ACUUCCGUUUGUUUGGGAGGUUUGAGGAACGAGGACGCUUCCGUGCGUUUCAGUUGAUUGUUUACUUCGGAUGGACCUGUAAAGUAAUACAAUUUUGCGUACUUCAAAGUUUCGCACGAGGCGUCGAGUCCUUCUGUGAGCGUAAACAGAGGUUUAAUGACACUGUUUUUGAACUUCGAUGAAAAAGCGAAGUUAAUAAGUUGAGUAACGUUACAAGUCAAUGGAGAAUAUUGCCACACUAAGGGCUGUGGGGCAUAAACCACAAGUGAAAACAAGCAGGACCAUAUGAAACUUCCGUCAGAAAAUGGCUACGCCGGCAGCAGUUUCCACGGAUGGAGCAAGCUCCAAUGUCUUUAUUUUGGAGGUUAUUCCAGCAGAAAGGUACUCCGGGAAAUCGAAAGAUGGCUUCUUCAGAGCUUCUUAGCGUCUCUGGUUCAUCCCAGACAAACAAAAAAACCAUGGGCCACCGAGGAAUUGACCCCACUGGGGAAACCACAUAUAAAAAGACAACAUCAUCUGCUCUGAAAGGUGCCAUUCAGCUGGGCAUCACACACAGUGUGGGAAGCUUGAGCCAGAAGCCAGAGAGAGACGUGCUCAUGCAGGACUUUGAAGUGGUAGAAAGCAUCUUCUUUCCCAGUCAAGGCAGUAACUCAACUCCAGGUCAUCACCAUGGUGACUUCAAGUUUAAAACUUAUGCUCCCAUUGCUUUCCGCUACUUCAGAGAGAUGUUUGGGAUCCGACCCGAUGACUAUCUGUACUCUCUUUGCAAUGAACCCCUUAUUGAGUUGUCUAAUCCUGGAGCGAGCGGGUCUCUCUUCUACGUUUCUAGUGAUGAUGAGUUUAUCAUCAAGACGGUACAACACAAAGAGGCAGAAUUCUUGCAAACACUCCUGCCAGGUUACUUCAUGAAUCUGAACCAGAACAUGCGUACGCUGCUUCCCAAGUUCUACGGCCUCUACUGUGUUCAGGCUGAGGGGAAGAACAUCCGAAUUGUAGUGAUGAACAACCUGCUGCCAUGCGCUGUACCCAUGCACCUUAAAUUUGACCUGAAGGGCUCAACGUGCAAGCGACGUGCUUCGCCGAAAGAGAAAGCCAAGGAUUUGCCCACGUGCAAAGACCUAGAUUUCAUGCAGGACAUGCCUGAGGGCAUAUUACUGGAGAGUGACCACUACAGCGCCCUCUGCAAGACCAUUCAGAGAGACUGUCGGGUACUACAAAGUUUUAAAAUCAUGGACUAUAGUCUGCUGGUGGGUAUCCACAACUUGGACCGGGCCGGUGAAGAGGCGUCUGCUGCAGUGCCUGAUACCCAGAAAAAGGCACCAGGCCAGAAGCCCCUGUACUGUACAGCCAUUGAGUCUAUUCAAGGGGAGUCCAAGGGCAAUACUUCACCACAGCCCUACGAAAGCAUGGGAGGAAUUCCAGCAUUUAAUUCGAAAGGAGAAAGAUUACUGGUUUUCAUCGGCAUCAUUGAUAUCCUUCAGUCUUAUAGGCUUGUAAAGAAGUUGGAGCACUCGUGGAAAGCUUUCCUGCAUGAUGGGGACACUGUAUCUGUUCAUCGGCCGAGUUUUUACGCAGAUCGUUUCCAGAAAUUUAUGUGCAAUACAGUCUUCAAAAAACCUCCUUUGAAAAUGCCAACCACAAAGAAAAGUCGAGGAGGAACUGCGUCUGGUGGGAAGAAGUCAAACAUUGCAGUAUCUGGACAAUCACAACAAGCCCUUCCUGUAGCAGCAGAACAAACGCAGCCACAACAGACUACAACACAGCUGUACAGCAGUGCAGCUGUGUCCCUCAGCCCAGACACUCAAGGAGACAGAGGUGUGCAGAUUUCUCGUCCAGACCUGCUCCCACAACAGCUGAAUGAAGAUGAGAUCACACGUAGCUCAGCUGAUACGACUCUGUCAGCAGCCUUCGCUGAAAGCUCUCAGCACUCAAACACUCCAGCUCAGAGUCAUAGCAGUAUAGCUGCCCAAUCAUCCAUGGAAAUCUUGGAUGUGGAAGCCAGUUUCACUCAGUGAGAUCAAAAACAUCAGAAUGAAAGCCUCUGGAUGAACAGAACAAAAUAAAGCCCUCAAGGACAACAAUUUGUUCUCUUUUGAGGUCAUCAGUACAGAAGGAAAGGAAAACAUUAAAGUAUGAUGGUCUUGCUGUAACACCUGGAGAACUGGAAACCAGAGAAUCUGGAUAACAAAAGAGAGAAGAGCACGUUCAUAAAACAGUGAAGACGUAAAGACAAAGAUGUCACCCCCCCACCUUUUUAUGUAUUUUUAUUUUUUUGGGAUGUCAACAGAAUGGCGUCCAAUAUUGCUGCUAUGAAAUGGAACCAAAAGAAAGAUGCCACUGUAGUACCUCAACGGUGUGAUAUUACUGUUAUCAAACAGUGCCAUAUUUACAAAAACUUUUUGAACCCGAGAUUGUUCACAGCAGGAGUGAUGAGAACUUUGCAUCAUGUGACCGCUUCUGGGGAACAAACAGGUCUUUUGAGUACCUUGGUGAGUUUUCUAGUGGACUUCAUUUGACCAUGCACCUUUUUUUUUUAAGUUGCCAAGGAGACCAAUCUGCAGGGGUCAUGUUAUUUUUAAGGGAAGAAAAGAAGUCUGGUUGAUUUUUUGUUUUUAUUGUCUAUUUUUAAGACAUUUUAGGAAUAUGGCUUGAUUAUUAACAACAACAAAUGUAGAAUAAGUCAAGCCAGUUCAGAUUGCCUGGACAAUCACAUAAGACACUUUUUCAAAUCUGAAUUGAUUAUAAUCUGUAAAUCGUUUUAUGAAUCGAUUUAAUUGCAGUACUGUGAUCUUGUAUUGGAUAUUUAAAUGUGCCUUAAUCACUAGUUAUUUAGUCUUGUCAUAAACAGGAAGCUUUUUACUGUGCAUUGUGCCUGUGAGUGGCAAAAACAAAAUCAGUCGGUCAUGUUUGAGUGUUAAAAUACAAUUAUUUUUAAAUCUAUAUUUGGAGCUUUCCAAGAAAAUGCUUUGGCCAGUUUUCUUUGCUUUACAUUGUUAGGAAAAACAUGCGAGAAAAAAUUUAAGGAGAAACAGGGUAAAAAGAUCACUUUUGUAACAAUGGAAGAAAGAUUGUAUAUCAUAUAUAAAAGCCCAAAUUCAAUAUUUUGGCUUGCGGGACACUUUUUAAAAAUGGUUGUUUUUUUAGCACACAAUAAUACUUCAUAUUUGGCAGACUAACUACUGUAAAAUAAAAAUAAUUUUUUUUAUAUAGUAUCAGAACAUUCAUCAGUAUUUUUGUAUGUCUACAUAAACUGGGUAGAAUAGCAACUUCUCUUAAGGUCUUUAGUUUUGUGAAGAGAAUUGAAAUCAGACUAAACUUAAUCCUAAACCAAAUCUUUUUAUUAUUAUUAUUAUUAUUAUUAUUACAUAUGUUCAUGCUAAUUAGUCUGUCUGAAUACAGAUAUAUUGGUAUGAAGAUGCAAAUGGUUGGACUAAGGGAAAGUUGCUGGAUCUUUUUCUGUGACGAUUUUUCUAAACAAAAGAAACAUUCCUGUAAAAAGUCAUAUUUAUUUGUAUGUUUGCAUGUAAUUUAUUUUUUUAUCUCAACAUCCUAAGUGUGUGAUACCCGGUGGCCAUGUAUAUUUGUUAGGGAAGGUGAUUUUUUUUUUUUUUUUUUACUGUACACUUAUGAUCGGGGAUUCCUGUGCAAUUAUGGUUUACUCUGAAAAUGCUGCCUUCAUUCUUGUUGUCUAUCAAACUGAGAAUGGUCUUAUGUGGUAUCUUUAGGAAAAUAUUCUACACUCUUACGAUGACAUUCAUGUAUUUCUGCUCUCUUUUAGAGGAUAUUAAGACUUUUGGAGUGGAAAAUGUUGCAACAUUUCAUGCUGUAUGCAAAUGAAUGAAAUAAAAAACACUGUAAAGUAGAA